AUGCGCGUAUUGGACGGCAUAUCCCGGGACUCCCAACCCAUGGCUGUUAUUGAGACCCAACUGUUGGACACGUAUUGGAGGCAUAAGUACUUGUAUUCGACGGCAAACCGGUUGUGGAUAUCGUAUGAAUCGCAACGUGUGGUCAAUACGAGCCAACCCAAGGACAACCUCAUUGGCGUCCGAUCCAUAUCCCAAGGCGGGAACUACCAUUUCAAUGAGACGACAUCCCUUAUGGAACUGAAGAUUAACACUAAGUCUAAGCCUCUAUUGCCUAUUGUAUACACAUUUGAUGCCGAUAUUGGCUAUCAAUUAGUGGUUGACUUUAAGGACAGUCAAAUACCUCCGGGAAAUGGAUCUCUUCUAAAAGUCUACGAUAACACCGACCGGACAUAUGGACAGCCACUCAUUGACCUACAGUCCCAGACAAGCCCCUAUAUCUAUGCCUACGCUAUCGCCACAAACACCAAUCAAUUGAAGCUCGAGAUCUAUCAAUGGGUCGACAUUAAGCUAACUGUCCGCAAGUUUGUGGCUAAUGGUUGUAAUGCCACUGCCGGAGACAGGUAUACCAGUUAUAGUGUGUCCGGUAGUUGUCAGCCAUUGUGCUCGUGGCUCAUCCCUGGCCGCCUUAACACUAUCGGCACCCGUAUCCUACACUUCAGUCAACUCUCGAUGGAUAUGCCUAACGAUUACGUAGAGUUAGUCAGAGUGCGUGAUAAUCUUACCAAGCUACUCGUUGUUCAAGUUAGAUGGCAAACGUACAACUUUCCGGACAGUUAUCCCAUAGUAACAAACUUUGCAUGGGAAGUUAUGAGUACAAACUACACGGCGGUGAAUAGGGACAAAUCGGUGCAGCUACAAAAUGUAGCUAGCUUACCGGGCGAUAUGGUUCUGACAUUGCCAUUUUUGGCUGAACUUAACGCGUACCUAGAGGCUCAAGUGUACCCAGGCAAGUUAGACCUCGCUGGUGUCAGCGCUACGCUAACCCCAUUAAAAUGCGGCGGUGAGUACCAGGUACAAACUGGAAAACCGCUGAUAAUACAGAUGCCCGAUUCGAUAAUUGGCAACGCAUACCGGUGCUUCUGGAUAGUUACCGCUCCUAACGAAUCUCCCUAUUACCAAGGCAACCUUCUGGAGAUGAUUUAUGGUUAUGGCUACGAUUUCUACGGUAAACACAAAAGUUCAACAAACACCAUGAUAAUCGAGUAUACCGUGGGCAACUCUGAAUUGAAUAAUCUCUAUUUAAAUGUCACUACUAUUGGGUGCGCCACAAUGUGCAAUAAUCAGGAACGGUGCCUAUUAAAGCGGUUUAAGUGCAAUGGACAAAACGACUGUGGUGAUUGGUCGGAUGAGAGGUAUUGUGACACGCCACAACCAGAACCAACACCAAGGACAAUUUAUGUGCACACUGGAGUAAGUGGUUGGAUACUGGUCGGGGUGAUCAUCACACUGUUAAUGGCGGGAAUUGUGGUGUGGGUUGUGGUACGGGUGGCUCGUAAAAGGGGCUUUGGCUACGCCACACAUAUUGAUGGCGAAUGAGAUAUUAUACGAUUAAAUUGGACCAGACACAAUUUUAAAAUCUGUUUACAUUAUAAUAUUGGCAACAUUGCUAUGCAUACAUAAGCAUGCAUGACAAAUUAUUUUACA
Messenger RNA from Oppiella nova, 1644 nucleotides. NCBI's taxonomy places the organism in Eukaryota, Metazoa, Arthropoda, Arachnida, Sarcoptiformes, Oppiidae. The record is from the annotation of a GenBank genome assembly.